ACCGAACUAAUCCCAGCGAGAAAACUGGGAAUACCGAGCUAAUCCCAGCCGGGGAUCUGGGAAUACCGAGCUAAUUCCAGUCAGGGAUCUUGGAAUCACCGAGCUAAUCCCUGCCAGGGAUCUGGGAAUACCGACCUAAUUCCAGCCAGGGGUCUUGGAAUCACCGAGCUAAUCCCUGCCAGGGAUCUGGGCAUACUGAGAAUCUCAGUGAGGAAACUGGGAAUACUGAACUAAUCCCAGCAAGGGAACUGGGAUUACCAAACUAAUUCCUGCCACGGGACUGGGAGCACUGUGCUAAUCCCAGCGAGGGAACCGGGAAUACUGAGUUAAUCCCAGCCGCAGGACUGGUUAGGGUGCCUAAUCCAGGCUAGAAAACUGGGAAGCACGGAAUUAAUCCCAGCCACAGGUCUGGGAGCGUUUUACUAAUCCCAGCUACGGAACUGGGAAAGCUGAGUUCUCUUUUCCCAGCUGCUAAAUCGGUCUUCCUAAUCCUGGAUUCGACUGCAAAGAUUGGCACCACCAAGGAAUAGCGGCAGCCAUUCCAGGAUUUCUGGAGCCGUCUGGUACAGUGGAAUAAAAAGAGGGGGUAGCUGUGUGAGAGUGAAGGGUGUUUCAGAAAUAGGAUUAAAUCCUGGGAAAAAUCAGAGUGUGACGACCAAUUUUUGGCUGUGGACUGGGAAUACUCAACAGGGUCGGUUGGGAAAACCCAACAGCAACAUUCCCAAUUUGCCAUAAACUCCAGCAAGGAAAACAAAAACUCUGGCGAUUUAAGAAUAUUCCGGGAUGAGGACUGAGUUUUAGAUAUUCCCUGGAAUCUUGUAAUCGCUCCGGUUUUGGUUACGCCAGAAAUCGUGCCAGGGCAGGAGAUCGCCGGUGACUUCCCAAACGGAGUCAGGAAACGUUUGUCCCCCUCUCCGGUUGUUCUGCUGACCCAGAGAUGGGAUCGGUGGGAGAGUGAGCGUGCAGCGUGGUCUUUGUUCCCCGCAGAGAGUGUCGGCUUCCUUCCUUAACCCUUCACGCCACCCACCCCACCUCCUGUUUAUGUGCAACCCAUGGAGCCCAAAGUGACCUCGCCGGUAACGGCGGCGGAGAAGGUGGACGGCUUCAGCCGCAAGUCGGUGCGCCGAGCCCGCCAGAGGAGAUCGCACGGGUCUUCCCAGUUCCGGUACCAGAGCAGUCAGGUGGAAUUAACCCCUCUGCCCCUCCUGAAAGAUGCCCCAGUUUCUGAGCUGCACGACCUCUUCUGCAAGAAGCUCCAGCAAUGUUGCAUCGUUUUCGAUUUCAUGGACUGUGUCGCCGACUUGAAAGGCAAAGAAAUCAAGCGGGCUGCCCUCAACGAGCUGGUGGAGUGCAUCGCCACAGGUCGAGGGCUGCUGAUCGAGCCCAUCUACCCAGAGAUCAUGAAAAUGAUCUCCGUCAACAUUUUCCGGACCCUUCCACCGAGCGACAAUCCAGAGUUCGACCCAGAAGAGGAUGAACCAAAUCUUGAAGCUUCCUGGCCCCACCUACAGCUGGUCUACGAGUUCUUCCUGCGGUUCCUGGAGAGCCCAGAUUUCCAGCCAGCGAUCGCUAAACGCUACAUCGACCAGAAAUUCGUCCUCCAGCUGUUGGAGCUGUUCGACAGUGAGGACCCACGGGAGCGGGACUUCCUGAAAACCGUCCUGCAUCGUAUCUAUGGAAAGUUCCUCGGGCUCCGGGCCUUCAUCCGGAAACAGAUCAAUAAUAUAUUUUUAUGGUUAUAUACGAGUCUGGAACACUUCAACGGAGUGGCAGAGCUGCUGGAGAUCCUGGGAAGCAUCAUCAACGGAUUCGCUCUCCCGCUUAAAGCCGAACACAAGCAGUUCCUGCUGCGGGUCCUGAUCCCUCUCCACACCUCGCGGACGCUCUCCCUCUUUCACGCCGCAGGUAAGAGACACGGACUGCAGCAGGGAAUGUGGGACUGCUGUCGGAAACCUGCCUCACCCCUCACUCCCACCCUUCCCCAGGUACAUGGAACACCACAGGAACAGGCCCUUCAGCCCACCAGGUUGUGCCGAACUAAUUAAACUGGGAAUUAAACGCCUAACUAAAC
Molecule: messenger RNA, 2071 nt
Organism: Pristis pectinata (smalltooth sawfish)
Lineage: Eukaryota; Metazoa; Chordata; Chondrichthyes; Rhinopristiformes; Pristidae
Gene: ppp2r5b
Product: protein phosphatase 2, regulatory subunit B', beta
Biological process (GO): signal transduction; protein dephosphorylation
Cellular component (GO): cytosol; nucleus; protein phosphatase type 2A complex
Molecular function (GO): protein phosphatase activator activity
Source: RefSeq, a predicted model, not a curated record